AUGGCUAAAGAGAAAAGGUUGGUCGAAGAAACCAGGGAGCAAAGCAUUUCAGAAAUAAAACACAAAACCCAAUAUUUGCGGCAACGGACGCAGCCACAUCGACCACCACCAAAACUGCGACUACCCCGACCACAGAAACAACUGAAACAACAACUACUGCAACUACAACAACCACAGCCACCUCAAUGUAAACAAGAAGGAAUUGAACGACAAGUUGAAGAUGACAUCAGCAGUAGUCCGUUUAACGUUGACAACAUCAACAACUACAGCAUCAACACGGAUGAAAACAAUAACAUUAUUUUCUUCAAUGGCAGUAACUUUAACGACGGCAAACUGAACUUAAACAACAAAGCCUUUAGCAGAUUGAAGAAUGUCCUCCCAAAACUUCCACACGAUAAACUGAGCAAGAUUCAAACCAUCAAACUGGCAGCUUACUACAUCAACUUCAUGUAUUCGCAACUGAAGGAGAAUGAAUGA
This is a messenger RNA of Helobdella robusta, 477 nucleotides long. RefSeq lists its product as hypothetical. Bases 1 to 477 code for a protein of 158 amino acids. Gene Ontology annotation, biological process: regulation of transcription by RNA polymerase II; developmental process. NCBI's taxonomy places the organism in Eukaryota, Metazoa, Annelida, Clitellata, Rhynchobdellida, Glossiphoniidae. The record is from RefSeq and is a predicted model, not a curated record. The transcript has 3 exons. Gene Ontology annotation, molecular function: protein dimerization activity; RNA polymerase II transcription regulatory region sequence-specific DNA binding; DNA-binding transcription factor activity, RNA polymerase II-specific.